GAGUCUCUAGAUCAAUGAAUAAAGACACCUCCUUCCCCAAUAACCCAUCUCCCACAGCCCUUGGUUGCACCUGCAGAUUCCCUGUACCAGCCAGCAAAGAAUAAAAAAAAAGCCUUACCAUGCAGAAUCAUCAUGAUAAUGACCUCAAGACCAAGCAACAAAGAUCACGAUCAUUGAAGACACUUCAUUAUCUAUACAGCAUGUCAUAUCACCAUCGUCAACUACAAUCGUUAUCAAACUAUCACCAAUGAAUCUCCCCACCCCUCCCUCCAUCUUUACCAAAAACAACAACAAUAACAACACCUCCAGCAUAUCCAACCGCUUCAAACGAACUACCAAAUCAUCCAUCCCCACCGACGACGUCCCCAUCGGCCGAACCCUCGUCACCGUCAAAGGAAACCCAUCCCACGACCCCUCCGUCGACGACCAUGACCACAUCCACCCCCCUUACCCAGCCUGCGACAAACUAUCCGCCUCCUUCCCCCUCGAGCCUCGCUACAUGUACCGCGUCCAAUACCACGGGAGUCGAACACGUCUCAACGAAAAGGGUCUCGAAGCAGACGUCCACGCAUGGCAUCCCCGAUGCUCCGAAACACAACCUGAUCUUCGCCAAUUCGAACCUUUCCGAGACGCAGUCCAUAAAUGUCUCGCGGACGUGCGCGAUGAUGAAUCGUUCUAUAGUCCCUUCGUGGCGUUAUAUGCGGAUGAGAACUCGGCUGAUUUCUGGGCAAGGAGAUGGAGAAGUGUGUAUAAGAAAGAGUGGGAAAGGUGUUGGUUGUUUAAAAUCGAUACGACGAAGAUGGAUCCGGAUACGACGAGGUUUUAUAGUGUUUGGGAUUUGAGGAAUACUCUUGAUGUUCAGCAGGGGGAUGUGUUGAGUGCGUUGAUUUGGCAACAUAAGGGUGAAGCGUUGGUUUUGCAUCGUGUCCCUAGUGAUGCGAUUGUGGGGAUUAGAGAGAUUUUGAGACCGGUGAUACCGUGGUACAAAAGACGCAUUUCCUGGGGAAAAACCAAAAACAUCAUCAGAAAGGCACUCCUUAUCGACUACCUCUGGUAAGAACUGACUAUCGAGUAUACCACCUCGCUCGUUUUCCUAUCGACGUUCUUUUCACCAUUUUCUGCGCUCACAAUCUCUAUUACCACGGAACUUGGCACCGUCGCUGAAUUGGGGUUUUUUUUAUCGAUUGAUUAGAUGUCAUUUGGGCUUUUUAGGG
Molecule: messenger RNA, 1214 nt
Organism: Paecilomyces variotii
Lineage: Eukaryota; Fungi; Ascomycota; Eurotiomycetes; Eurotiales; Thermoascaceae
Exons: 2
Coding region: 248-1057 (269 amino acids)
Source: RefSeq, a predicted model, not a curated record